Molecule: messenger RNA, 927 nt
Organism: Chara braunii
Lineage: Eukaryota; Viridiplantae; Streptophyta; Charophyceae; Charales; Characeae
Source: the annotation of a GenBank genome assembly
UCGGACAUUCGAGCUCUGUGCGUUUUCGGAAGCAAGCAAGCAAGCAAGCAAGCACAGCGAAGCGAAGCGCAGAUGGCGGUCAAGAUCGGCAUCAAUGGGUUCGGCCGCAUUGGAAGGUUGGUCCUGAGGGCUUCCCUCAACCACCCCAACGUGCAGGUGGUGGCUGUGAACGACCCUUUCCUUGAUCCCGAGUACAUCGUCUACCUCUUCAAGUACGACACCGUGCAUGGGAAGUACAAGGGCGAGUGGGGUUACUCCAACCGUGUGGUGGAGUUGAUUGAGCACAUCUCCAAGGCUUAGAUGAUUGUGAGGGAGUAGGCGUGUGUGUGUGUGUGUUGUGUGCGUAGGUAGGUAGUAGGUAAUUAGUUGAGAGCAGUCAUUGCGAGGGCACUCGAUUGUGUUUUUCCCUCGUGAUGUCUGAUUGGCGGAAGCAUAGUGAGACGAUGUGUUGUCUUGUGCGUUUUCUUGCAUCGAACUUGGGUAGCUUGUUGCGGGUAGGGAGAAGAGAAAAGGGAGUAGGGAGAGGUAUAAGGUGAACUGCAAUAAGUCGAUGUUUGUUAUUCGACCUAUUAUCUGUGGGAGUGAAACAGAUCAAACAAACACGCUUAACAGAGCUUUAGAUGGAAUGGUGGGGUGUUUCUGCUUCUCGGAGUUGAUGGACCGAAUACUUCGGCAAUGUAAUUGGAGAUUGGACGACUUCACGGCGAUUUUAUUUCGACAUAAAUUGAGUGUUUUUUAUUUUUUCCCCAAUUCGUUUAACUAGUUUCGCCUGGAUUCGACCUCCGUUGUGUUUUCUUUGCGUUUAUCUAGUUUCAUCUAGAUGGAUUCGACCUCCGUUGUGUUUUUCAACAGUUGAAAGUGAAAGGAAAACGUUUUCGUGUCUGGUUCUGGCAGUUCGACCGAAUGCUUUGGCAUUGUAAGUUAAGA